Linnemannia hyalina is the source of this 288-nucleotide messenger RNA. NCBI's taxonomy places the organism in Eukaryota, Fungi, Mortierellomycota, Mortierellomycetes, Mortierellales, Mortierellaceae. The record is from the annotation of a GenBank genome assembly.
AUGUCCUCGACGGCACCGCCUCAUCUCCUGCAACGCAUGCAAGAAAAGAAACAGGAGCUGGAACACCUUCUCGCGCUCCGUCAGCUCGCAAGUCAUCUCCAGACGCACUUUGAUGAACUCUCUGAUAAGUUUGAUGGCCUCAUGCAAGGCAACCAAGCGACAUCAAGCGUGCUUGAAAACUGGGCAGGUGUCUUCAGGACCAUCGAUCUGACAGAAAAAUUCACAUCGCAGGACCAAGAUCAACAGGAGCAGGAAAAGUCAUCGUUGGUCAGGAUUCCAACGGCGUAA